Messenger RNA from Laetiporus sulphureus 93-53, 591 nucleotides. RefSeq lists its product as uncharacterized. Bases 1 to 591 code for a protein of 196 amino acids. The record is from RefSeq and is a predicted model, not a curated record. The transcript has 2 exons. NCBI's taxonomy places the organism in Eukaryota, Fungi, Basidiomycota, Agaricomycetes, Polyporales, Laetiporaceae.
AUGUCGAAAGACCCGACUCGCCAACAGCUCUCGUCCCGACUCGCCUACAAUGCGCACACCCCAGCCUUCCUGCUCCGCAUGCAGCAGCGCGUGUCCGGAGCGCGGGGCGCAGACGACGACGAAGAUGACGAGUAUGAGUACGACGGCUCUGGACGUCCGCCUAUCCCGAAACGGCCUGCGAUACCUGAACGCCCCUCGAACGAUCUGGGCAGCGCGGACGAGGACGACGCAGAUGAGCGGCCGCAGGUCGUGGUGCUGAAAGAGGGGAAGCACCUCAGCGAGCGGGAGGUGGAGGAUGAGAGGCGAAAAGCGAAGGGCCUUCCUCCAUUGCCUAAUUCAGGCGCACAAGGAGAUGAAGCGCAGACAUCGGCGUCGGGGUCGAAGAUGGCGGAGAAACCUGCAAAUGCGGCUAAGCAGGUACAAGGCCUAUCCUUCUCCUCUGGCGCCGCGCCAAGGGCAAAGUCGACGAAGCGCAAGGCCGUUGGCGAUGGGCGUGACCCCGAAGCAAAAGACGGCAAGGGCGGCAAAAGCCCGAAGAAAAAGCACAAGAAAGCAGAGAAGAAGCUCCUGUCGUUUGGAGACGAGGCGUGA